Messenger RNA from Vollenhovia emeryi, 3049 nucleotides. Its product is annotated as major facilitator superfamily domain-containing protein 12-like. Gene Ontology annotation, biological process: carbohydrate transport. Lineage: Eukaryota; Metazoa; Arthropoda; Insecta; Hymenoptera; Formicidae. The coding region runs from base 1289 to 2617 and encodes 442 amino acids. Gene Ontology annotation, cellular component: membrane. Gene Ontology annotation, molecular function: symporter activity. The transcript is spliced from 7 exons. The record is from RefSeq and is a predicted model, not a curated record.
GAAAUACUUUUUAAAUUCCUUUCGCACGCGGAUUUUGUACAAAAUACAUUUAAUUAUAGUACAUCUCUAUAAAGUUAAUAAUAAAAUAUUCUCGAAAAUCACAUUUCAUAUAUCACUGGCCAUUUUGUACCGAAACUCAAUAUUUUCACACAUCUUAUUUUUAUACUUUGGACUGCUAUUUCUGUUUAUUAUAUGGUGGACAAAGUUAGAAGUGACCAUAGUUUGCUAGGUCGUCUGACCGGGAGACCGUAUAAGAACUUGCUUGGUAUCGAUUCCUUCGUGUGUACCUCUCGCGUUUCUCUUUUGCAAUCUCAGAUUACAGGGCCUGUUUUGCCCAGUCUACGUAUAUGACAUCAUCGUCCAUGUCAGUUGCUUUUCGAUUUUUCUUUCUCCGCGUUCGUUUGUAAUAAAAAUUUAAAUGGCCGCGAUUACAGCUUACAAACUUUUGUUACAUAAAUUGAAUUAUUACAGUUUAAAAAUUUUCGUUACACGAAACAAUGAUUUUACCUUUUCUCUUGAUUUAUAUUUUUUAUCAUAUGCUUCUCCGAAAAUGUACAAUACUGCCAAGGAACUUAAUUUUGCGGUUUCAUUGAAAUAUUCUCGCGAAUGCUAAAAAAUUCGCAUACUAAAUAUCGUUAAAUUCGUAUUCGGGAACGUGACGGACAUUGUUUGAGCUUUCGUAUGAAAAAUGAAAAAAAAAGUGUUAAGUAAAAUAAUUAGUGAGGAUUUUGACUUGUCCAAACUCGCAGGUAGGUAUCGACAUAAUGAUAAGAUUACAGUUAUCACAGGCUACUGCGUGUUGCCAUAAUCCGUUUAAUGGUUUGACGUUAUCUUUUGUAAAGAACGACGUGUAUAGUGUACGUUCCAGAGCUCAGUCUCUCACCUGCGUGUGACGCGAACAGACAGCCGGUAUCCGAUAUCGCGGUAUUUAUCGCGACAUGUGACGAUAGCGUUUAUUUUAAUCAUUUUUACGGUACGUUUGCGAGAUCAAUUUUAUUAGGAUAGAUACACCACGCAAAUUUUUAUCCGUUUCUUCGUCAACGUCCGUGAAAUUGUUCUUCGGUCGUGAAGUGGAGCACGUGUUUAACGUAGACUUUUCGCUCGAGUAUUCGUGCUAGUUUGUACAUUGUUCAAUUUUAUUAAAUUCAAGAGAGAAGACAGAGGAUUGUGUUAUAUUGUUGCACUUUCCGCGGACAUUGUCAUAAGAGAGUGAUUUACGCGGAGCAGUAAUGGAUUCACCAGAAUAGUGAAAGUUUUCCUGCUCGCAUCACAGAAAAUACGAGCAAAAAUGGACAACGAACAAAGACCUCUCGUGGACACGGGGAGAAUAGCGACGUCGACGAAGCUCGCCUACGCCCUUGGACACAUUUUCAACGAUCUAGCGGCUGCCGUGUGGUUCUCCUAUACUUUAAUCUACCUUCAACGAGUCGCAUUGUUAAAACCCAUCGUAGCCGGUGCCCUCUUGCUGUUAGGGCAAAUCAUCGAUGCCGUUAUGACGCCCAUAUUCGGUUUCCUGGUUGAUCGCUACUGCAACAAGAAACUUUGGCACGUCGCCGGCUCCGUCUUGGUCACCCUGUCCUUCCCCGUAAUAUUCGGCGGUUUUGUCAACUUGUCCGCCGGGAUCGCCAUGCUUUUAUACGUAACAAGUAUUACGAUAUUUCAAACGGGCUGGGCGGCCGUGCAAAUCUCCCAUCUGUCAAUGAUUCCCUCGUUAACUAAUUCCGUCCUAGCCCGAGCCGAUCUGACCGCAAUAAGAUACUCCGCUCAAGUCGGUGCGGCCGUGAUAGCUUUUGUGGUGGCGUGGAUAAUUUUACCAACCGAUGGCGGAUCGAUGGUUCAAUUGGACCAGCAGGAUGACUACAAAUUCAGAAACAUCGCUCUGAUCCUGACGACUCUCGGUCUGACCGUGACCGUUCUCUUUCACAUUUUCCUCAAGGCGAAUCUCCUGGAACAAACGAGACCCCCAAAGCCGUCGAGCGUCGAAGAGCCGGCGAAGCUGUCGGACGUUCCGUCGAAUCGCCGGAUGUCAUGGGUCGGCAUGACGAUUUUGUUGAGAGUCGCGAUGCUGUACGUGGCGAGCAGAUUAUUUAUCACUCUCGCCACGGUGUACUUGCCGCUGUACAUAGAAGAGACCAAAAUCGACGGUAAACAAGCGCUGGCCAGUGUGCCGCUGGUCUCGUACGUAUCCUCGUUUACGGCCGCCUUGCUACUCAAGUACAUCAACAGAAUUUGCGGCACCAAGGCUUGCUACUUCCUCGGCGCCAUAAUCGGCAUAGUCGCCGCCGUUGUCACGGAAUUCGUCGCGAGUAGCACGACGAUCGUGUACGUCGUCGCCGUGCUAAUUGGCGCGGGAAGCUCCAUCACGAUGGUCACCGCGUUGAGCGUCACCGCCGAAUUGAUCGGCUCUCGAACGGAGCGCAGCGCUUUCGUAUACUCGAUCGUCACGUUCCUCGACAAGAUCAUCACCGGCCUCGUGGUGAUAGUCAUCGAAAAAUGGAGGUGUAACGACAAGGAACUCUGCCCUACUUACAACCGAGACACGCUGGCCAUCGUUUGCGCCUCCUCAAUGAUGCUAGGACUCGUAACUCUGCUGUCUGUAUCGCGUUGUAUAACUUAAAAAAUUAACGAAUCAAUAUAUUUUUACAUAUCACGUCUGUAAACCAUAUAACUUAUUUUCUCGGCAUUGCGAACAAUAAAAAUAUUGCAUCAUUAUCGCGGUUUUCAUAUUCGUAUAGUAUCAGUGGCGAAAUUACGAAUUUAUAUCGACUGUAAUGUUAAUUAUAGCGAGUCCACUGACAGGACUUAAUUGCGAUCGCACUUGAUCGGUCACACGUGAAUUUGCCGACAAUACUCCACCUAACGAAACUGCGUUACGUCCGAGAGAGAAACCGGCGCACAAGGCAGAUGGAAAAACAGUAUUACGGAUAAAGAUUUAUGAGAGGCUCGAUUUGGGGUUAUACGCGCGCGAUUGGGAUUGAAUAGGAGACUUGUUAAUCUCGCGAGAAUAUGUAAUGAAGAUAAGAAUACAGCCCACCCGAAUUUUGACAAA